Helianthus annuus (common sunflower) is the source of this 3477-nucleotide messenger RNA. Its product is annotated as probable sucrose-phosphate synthase 1. NCBI's taxonomy places the organism in Eukaryota, Viridiplantae, Streptophyta, Magnoliopsida, Asterales, Asteraceae. The record is from RefSeq and is a predicted model, not a curated record. Gene Ontology annotation, biological process: sucrose metabolic process. The transcript is spliced from 13 exons. Gene Ontology annotation, molecular function: sucrose-phosphate synthase activity; sucrose synthase activity. Bases 153 to 3272 code for a protein of 1039 amino acids.
UCUAGAGUUCUAUCCUCUGUACUCAGUAUCCGAUUCUCUCUCUCCUCUCAAUUUUUCCUACUCACUGUCUUCAAUAUCAUCCCAAAUUUCGCCAUAAAUCUCUCUCCACACAAACACACCACCAUCAUCAACCACAAUCUCACACUUCUCCAAUGGCGGGAAACGACUGGAUUAACAGUUACCUGGAGGCAAUUCUCGACGUAGGCCCUGGACUCGACGAUGCAAAAUCAUCCUUACUUCUUCGUGAACGAGGCCGCUUCAGUCCCACUCGGUACUUCGUUGAUAACGUCAUUGGUUUUGAUGAGACUGAUCUGCAUCGCUCUUGGGUUAAAGCGCAAGCGACGAGGAGUCCGCAAGAGAGGAACACCAGGCUGGAGAAUAUGUGCUGGAGGAUUUGGAAUUUGGCUCGUCAGAAAAAGCAGCUAGAGAGUGAGGAAGCUAACAGAGCAGCCAAACGUCGUAUGGAGCGAGAAAAAGGUAGACGUUUGGCUGUUGCCGACAUGUCAGAGGAUUUAUCAGAAGGAGAAAAAGGAGAGACAGUUGGUGACGUGUCGGCUCAUGGUGAAAGCCAAAAAGGUCGGUUACCCAGAAUGAGUUCACUUGAUGCCAUGGAAGCAUGGGCUAAUCAACAAAAGGGGAAAAAGCUGUAUAUUGUAUUAAUAAGCCUUCACGGGUUAAUACGCGGUGAAAAUAUGGAGCUUGGUCGUGAUUCUGACACAGGUGGUCAGGUUAAGUAUGUUGUAGAACUUGCAAGAGCUUUAGCUUCAAUGCCAGGUGUCUACCGAGUCGAUUUACUUACAAGACAAGUAGCCUGCCCCGAAGUAGACUCGAGUUACGGUGAACCAAUAGAAAUGUUAUGUUCUCAUAAUCCCGAUGACAUGACAGACGAAGUCGGAGAAAGUAGCGGUGCGUACAUAAUUCGCAUUCCAUUUGGGCCACGAGAGAAAUACAUCGAUAAAGAGCUUCUUUGGCCCCACAUCCCCGAAUUCGUUGACGGUGCACUUAGCCACGUAAUCCAAAUGUCGAAAGUUUUAGGCGAGCAACUAAACAGUGGGCACCCGGUCUGGCCCGUUGCGAUUCACGGUCAUUAUGCGGAUGCUGGUGACUCAGCGGCCCGGUUAUCCGGUGCGUUAAACGUACCGAUGCUUUUCACGGGUCAUUCGCUUGGUCGAGACAAGUUGGAACAACUUCUGAGACAAGGAAGAUUAACGAAAGAUGAAAUUAACACUACGUACAAAAUCAUGCGGAGGAUAGAGGCGGAAGAAUCGAGUCUUGAUUCGUCUGAGGUGGUUAUUACUAGCACCCGACAGGAGAUUGAUGAACAGUGGCGGUUGUAUGACGGGUUUGACCCAGUUUUGGAAAAGAAACUUCGGGCUAGGAUUAGGCGUAAUGUCAGCUGUUAUGGCAGGUUCAUGCCUCGUAUGGUUGUAAUUCCUCCGGGAAUGGAGUUCAAUCAUAUUGUCCCACACGACGGUGAUAUGGACGGUGAAACCGAAGGCGGAGAAGAGCAUCAGCCUUCUCCGGACCCACCUAUCUGGACAGAGAUAAUGCGAUUCUUCACCAACCCACGAAAGCCCAUGAUACUUGCGCUUGCAAGGCCCGAUCCGAAAAAGAACCUUACGACUUUGGUUAAAGCAUUCGGGGAGUGUCGUCCAUUAAGAGAGCUUGCUAAUCUUACGUUAAUAAUGGGUAACCGAGAAAACAUCGAUGAGAUGUCGAGCACAAGUGCUUCAAUGCUUCUUUCGAUUAUUAAAAUGAUUGAUAAGUAUGAUCUUUAUGGUCAAGUGGCGUAUCCGAAACAUCAUAAGCAGAGUGAAGUCGCUGACAUCUAUCGGCUCGCUGCUAAAACCAAGGGUGUUUUCAUCAAUCCGGCUUUCAUUGAGCCAUUUGGACUCACUUUGAUAGAGGCUGCUGCUCACGGGUUACCGAUGGUUGCCACUAAAAACGGAGGCCCUGUGGAUAUACAUCGAGUACUUGACAACGGUUUGCUUAUCGAUCCCCACGAUCAACAAUCAAUCGCAGACGCAUUGUUAAAACUCGUUGCAGAUAAGCAACUUUGGGCCAAAUGCAGGGCAAACGGGCUAAGAAACAUUCAUCUAUUCUCAUGGAAAGAACAUUGCAAAACGUAUCUUUCACGUAUCGCCAGCUGUAAACCGAGGCAUCCCGGGUGGCUAAAAAACGAUAACGACGACGAUGAUGAUGAAAAUUCCGAAUCUGACUCACCAGGCGAUUCCUUAAGAGAUAUGCAAGAUAUAUCUCUAAAUUUAAAAUUCUCAAUCGGUUCGGAAGAUCAAAAAAAUAAAUUAGAAAACGUCGUUUUGUCACAUUCGAAAAAUGUCGCGAAAAACCUACAAAAGACGGUUUCUGGAGAUAAAACCGAACAACCGAAAUUCCCGGCCAUAAGGAGAAGAACACACGUUUUCGUAAUCGCUAUCGACGCUGACAAUAUCGGGUCACUUUUCGAAAACGUUCAAAAAAUAUUCGAGGCGGUAGAAAACGAAAAAAACGACGGGUCGAUUGGAUUUAUAUUGGCAACGUCUUUACAAAUGGCGCAAAUUCAUUCGUUUUUGGUAUCGAAUGGUGUGAAUCCGUCGGUUUUUGAUGCGUUUAUUUGCAAUAGCGGGGCCGAUCUUUAUUAUUCGUCUUCGCAUUCUGAAGAUAACCCGUUUGUAUUUGAUUUAUAUUAUCAUUCGCAUAUUGAGUACCGUUGGGGCGGUGAAGGACUUCGGAAGACUUUGGUGAAAUGGGCUUCUUCUAUUGUUGAUAAAACGGCUGCAAAUAAAAAUGAAGAGCAUGUUGUUACUGAAGAUGAAGAAGUUUCGACUAAUUAUUGUUAUGCGUUUAAUAUUCACAAGCCCGGAUUGGUUCCUCCUGUUAAGGAACUUAGGAAGUUGAUGAGGAUUCAAGCUCUUCGUUGUCACGUUAUUUAUUGCCAAAAUGGAAAAAAGAUAAAUGUGAUUCCAGUGUCGGCAUCUCGUUCUCAAGCCCUCAGGUAUUUGUAUCUGCGGUGGGGUAUGGACUUAUCAAAGGUGGUGGUUUUCGUCGGCGAAAGCGGGGACACAGAUUACGAAGGAUUUCUGGGCGGUGUUCACAAAUCGGUUGUACUGAAGGGAAUAGGCGGCGGCACCACCAACCAGCUUCAUGCUAACAGAGUCUACCCGCUUUCCGAUGUUACACCUACUGAAAGCACCAAUAUUAUUCACACACCCGAAGAAUUCAGUCCUGCUGAUAUUCGUGCAUCGUUGGGAAAACUCGGAGUCCUCAAAGCAUAAAGGAAUUACAUUAUCGUCCCUCUUGUUUGACACUUGGGCUCGGGAUGAUUUCUCAUCCCGAGUGAAAUGUUUUCUUUUUUGUUGCAUUUUAUUUUUGCUGCUCUCAUUCGAUCUGGCAUUUACAUGAAUAACUAGUUGUCGAAACUAGUGUGAAAAGUAUGCAAUUAUGUACAGAAGUUAUAAAAAUGAGGUUAUUGUGUUCUUC